Cynara cardunculus var. scolymus (artichoke) is the source of this 1629-nucleotide messenger RNA. RefSeq lists its product as uncharacterized. The transcript is spliced from 5 exons. Lineage: Eukaryota; Viridiplantae; Streptophyta; Magnoliopsida; Asterales; Asteraceae. Gene Ontology annotation, biological process: regulation of DNA-templated transcription. The coding region runs from base 196 to 1320 and encodes 374 amino acids. Gene Ontology annotation, molecular function: DNA-binding transcription factor activity. The record is from RefSeq and is a predicted model, not a curated record.
AGAGAGAGAGAGAGAGCGCAGAUCAUUCGUAGAGACCAGAGAGACAGACAGAGAGAGAGGAGGAAGAAACCCUAAUAAUCAACUAUCAGGUGGAAGCAAGGUGAGCUUCAAUUCCAACUUGAUUUGGUUUACCAUCCCAAAUCACAUUGCAUUUGAAGAUCUUCACUACUUAAUAAAGGUAUUUGUGAUUUGGCUAUGGAGAACUCCAAGGGACCAUCAACUAUGAGAAAUAUGUACAGCGGAAAACACUAUUCACUUCCUCCUAAAAGUCCAUUUCCAAGCGUUGCUCCAUUUUAUGCUGAUUAUGCCCCAACUGCUGUGAGUGGACCAAAAGGGGUACCAAAGUAUAAGGAUGGCAAUUCACACCAUCAACGUACUUCUUCUGAAAGCCUUUUGAUAGAAGAACAACCUUCUUGGCUGGACGAACUUCUUGAUGAACCAGAAACACCUGUGCGUAGAGGUCAUCGGCGCUCAUCAAGUGACUCUUUUACAUAUAUGGAAGCGGCUAAUGCCAACAUAGAACGUGCUGCACAAGUUGAGUAUAGACUGAGAAACAUGAAUUCUGCUCCUUCAUGGGGAUCUCAAGACUUUGAUCUUUAUAAAGAUGCCCGAAAUGCAUCUUUUUAUGCAGAACAUAGUCCCUUGAUAAAAAAGAAUCAGGCUUGGGAUUCACCACAAAAUGCAUUGGCACAUUCUAGUGGCACAGCUUCUUUGAGGGACAGCCUUGUUCUUCAAAAUUCUACAACAUCAGGUGCUUCACAAGAGGUCAAGAAAAUUGCUUCAGUGACAACUGAAAAACAAGACACUGUUGAAUCUUGUACACAAGAUUCACACACUUCCUUUGAAAGGAAUGACGCUUCUAAUACCAAGGCUUCUGCAUCAGAAACAGACACAAAACGUGCCAAGCAGCAAUUUGCUCAACGCUCCCGGGUCCGAAAGCUUCAAUACAUAGCUGAGUUGGAAAGAAAUGUACAAGCUUUACAGGCAGAAGGUUCGGAGGUUUCUGCUGAGCUAAAGUUUAUAAAUCAGCGAAGUCUUAUUCUGAGCAUGGAGAACAAAGCACUGAAACAACGGUUAGAUAAUUUGGCUCAGGAGCAACUUAUCAAGUACUUGGAACAUGAAGUUCUAGAGAGAGAGAUUGGGAGACUGAGAACCUUAUAUAAACAGCAGCAACAACCGCCAACCGAACAGCCAAUUCUUAGCCACCACCGGCAUACCAACAGUAGGGAUAGUGUGGAAUCUCAGUUUGCAAACCUUUCUUUGAAGAACAAAGAAUCUGGUGCAGUGCGUGAUGCUGUUUCUGGCCCGCUUCACAUCUGAAUAACAAGUUUCACAACGCAUAACGGGCAUUUUCGUAUCUUGACUCAUCUCUCUGACCGACAUUUUGUCAUCUCAAUGGCAAAAGAUCAAAUUAUUUGCCGGUUUCACGCGGUGUCUUGUGUUUUUUGGUGGUUGUGUAUGUUGUUAUGCUAAUUCAGCAACUUAUUUGCACCUGGUAGUCGUUCGACUGGCUUCCAUUCCAGUUGGUGGCUCGCCGGAGGUGAUGGUGGUAACUAUGCGAUGGUUCCAUGUCUUGAUUGUCAUUUAUUUGGAGGUGUUUUUCGAUGUUGUGUAAUGUUUAUUCAUCUC